GAGAGCUUUGUGACGAGAUCAAUGGCGGCCAUUUCUCCUUUCUUCCUUCUCUUCCUCAUUCCCACUGUCCCACUCUCGAUUCUCGCUAUCUUAGCCCUAAUCGUACGUCCUCGUCCCAUUAAGAUCCCUAUCAAGUCCCGUCACGUCUUCAUCACCGGUGGAUCUAGCGGCAUCGGUCUUGCUCUCGCCCACCGCGCCGCUGCCGAGGGUGCUCGUAUCUCAAUCCUCGCCCGAUCCGCCGGAAAGCUAGAGGAAGCUAAAAAAGAGAUCCAGCUCGCCACUGGUGUCGUAGUCGCCACAUUCUCCGCCGACGUUCGCGAUUACGACGCAGUGUCGAAGGCGAUUGACGAAUCUGGACCGAUCGAUGUGUUGAUUGUUAAUCAAGGUGUGUUUACGGCGAAGGAGCUGGUUAAACAUAGUCCUGAGGAUGUCAAAUUCACGAUUGACGUGAAUCUUGUUGGGAGCUUCAAUGUGAUUAAAGCCGCUUUGCCCGCCAUGAAAGCAAGGAAAGAUCGUGGACCUGCUUCCAUCAGUCUCGUCUCCUCUCAAGCUGGUCAGGUGGGUGUCUAUGGUUAUGCUGCAUAUUCAGCAAGCAAGUUUGGUCUUCAGGGUUUAGCACAAGCACUGCAACAAGAAGUUAUUGCUGAUGACAUUCAUGUCACUCUUAUUUUUCCUCCUGACACCAAUACACCCGGCUUUGAAGAAGAACAGAAGAGCAGACCUGAAGUCACUGCCAUAAUAGCUGCAUCCUCUGGUUCAAUGGAAACAGAAGAAGUAGCCAGAAAAGCUAUGGAUGGCAUAAAAGCAGGAAAGUUCACUGUCUCAUGCAACUUUGAAGGAUUCUUACUGUCUCUCGCGACAACCGGCAUGUCCCCUCAAAGAUCAUUUUGGCUUGCAUUUCUCGAAGUAAUAGCCGCAGGGCCUAUAAGAUUAAUCGCUCUCUUCUUUCAAUGGGAUUGGUCGGCCGCAAAUAGUGCCCGGAUCGGAGUUUCCUCGAGGGGUUUCUCAAAGCUUUCGGAGGGCACUGACAUAACCUCGGCGGCGCCUGGCGUUUCCCUCCAGAAAGCUCGCAGCUGGGACGAAGGCGUUUCCUCCAAAUUCUCCACCACACCAUUGUCAGAUAUCUUCAAGGGGAAGAAAGUCGUCAUCUUUGGACUCCCUGGGGCUUACACGGGAGUUUGUUCGCAGCAGCAUGUGCCUAGCUACAAGAGCCACAUUGAUAAGUUUAAGGCUAAAGGCAUUGAUUCUGUCAUCUGUGUCUCUGUUAAUGAUCCCUAUGCUAUCAAUGGUUGGGCUGAGAAGCUCGGUGCCAAAGAUGCAAUUGAGUUUUAUGGGGAUUUUGAUGGGAAAUUCCACAAAAGCUUGGGCCUAGACAAGGAUCUAUCUGCUGCAUUGCUCGGGCCACGGUCUGAGAGAUGGUCGGCUUAUGUAGAAGACGGUAAAGUUAAGGCGGUGAAUGUGGAAGAAGCACCGUCUGACUUCAAGGUUACAGGGGCAGAAGUCAUCUUAGGACAGAUCUAAAAGGUUUUUCCAGAGUUGUUGUUUCUUCUGACUUGCAGCUGAAAAUAAGUUUGAUCCGUUCAUGUUCCAAGGAUCACACCAAGAAACAGCUUCACUUGUUUUUGUUUUGUUUCCACAGUUUCUUCUGUUUCAAUAAAAAUUAUGUCUAUUG
Arabidopsis arenosa is the source of this 1672-nucleotide messenger RNA. Lineage: Eukaryota; Viridiplantae; Streptophyta; Magnoliopsida; Brassicales; Brassicaceae. The record is from the annotation of a GenBank genome assembly.